UCUACGCUCUCGCAAAGCUCUGGAUUCAUAACUUGCACACAGUGAAGCGGUGAGAUCCUCUAGUUACACAUUUCGGAAGCACUGAAGGAUAUUUUUAAAACUUUUAGGAUAUUCCGCUACGUGAAACCCCUCGUGCUCCGUGUAACAAUGGAGGCGUAUUUACGGAGCUGUCGUGAUGUGCUGAAGGGUUGUUGUAAGAACAGCCCAGGGCUGCAUGUCGUAAUGGGAAAUGAAGCUUGUGAUAUGGACUCCAUGGUAUCAGCCCUGACCUUCGCCUACUUUCUUUCAAAGAGUCUUGAUUGUAAGAGGAUACCGGUGCCUGUGCUCAAUAUUCCACGCGCUGAGUUCCCUUUGCGGUCAGACAGCAUCUUUCUGCUAAGAGAAAGCGGCCUGUCGCAGGACUACCUGCUGUUCAGGGAUGAGGUGGAUCUCCAUGGCCUGCACAAGACCAAACAGCUGACAUUGACACUGGUCGACCACAAUGUCCUGCCCAGUGCUGACAGUGAGCUGGAGGACGCCGUUGUGGAAGUGAUUGACCAUCAUCUCCUACAGAGACCCUCCUCCUCCUGCCCCAUCACUGUGGAGCCUGUGGGCUCCUGCACAACCCUGGUGACUGAGCGCAUUGCCCAGAAGUCACCCGCGGUGCUCGACCAACAAGUGGCUCAGCUUUUAUAUGGUACCAUCAUCUUGGACUGUGUUAACAUGGCACCUGAAGCAGGUAAAGUCACCCCGAAGGACAGCCAGUACGCCAUCUUUUUGGAGCAGCGUUUCCCAAAACUGCCUCCGCGGGGCGCUCUGUUUCAGUCUCUGCAGAAUGCCAAGUUUGACGUGUCAGGCCUGUCCACAGAGCAGAUGCUGCUGAAAGACAUGAAAGCAGCGUCUGGUGGUGAUCUGAGAUUGGCUGUCAGUGUUAUUUACAUGACACUAGAGGAUUUUCUUCAGAGAAGUGGCCUACAGCAGGACCUCUGCGAGUUCUGCCACAGUCACAACUACAAUCUGCUCCUGGCCAUGACAAUCUCUUUUAAAGACAACAAGGAGCCCUUCAGACAGCUGGCCGUCUACAGCUCCAGCACCGUCUACAGGGAAGAGAUGAGUAAAGCACUAGAAAAAGCCAAAAACCCCAGUCUGGAUCUUAAGCCAUUAAGCAGUCCAUAUCCAGAUGUGAAGGCCUUUAUUCAGGGUAACACACUGGCGUCUCGCAAAAAGGUGAUGCCUAUAAUCACAGACUUCCUAAAGGAGAAGGAAAGAAGAGAAGCUCAGUGUAUGAACAUGGAGGAUCUGGACCUGGAUGAUGAUUCCAACCAGGACCAGAGUGACUGUCUGGAGGACGCUGGGAUUGAUGACGACACUCGGGUUCCUCCAACGCCAAUGAACAGUCUGGUUGAGGGCUGUCCUUUAGACAAUGGCCUUCCCAAAAUCAGCCCUGAAGUUUUGGUGGAGAAAGUCAGUAAGAUGGCCAGCAUGGAGGACACGUCUCCUGAGGAGCAGUGAUGAAGAUGUGAAUCUGGAAUAAGAGAAUGAAGCUCCUUCUGCGUCUUCAUAUACAGCAGUGGCGCAUCAAGGAAAUGGCACUGUUUUUUUGAUCUGGUGAACUCAUAAAAGGUACGAGACCGUCUCCAAAGACCUUUCUUUUGACCUUCCAUUGACUGGUACAUGAUGAUUUGAACGGAGCUUUACUUGGUUGCAUCUAGUAUAAGACGACGUUUGGAUUUGAUAAAAAAUGACAGUAAAAGUAAUGCUCUUGGCAUCUACAAUUUGAACUUAAUCUUAUCUCAAACACUGUAGAUAAGAUGCACGCAAUGCAAGCUAGCGACUGACAAUUAAUAGUACAAACAGAUAUUGAUUAUGAAAAUUUUCCAUUAGUAUGCACGUAAUUAUAACGUGGUAGCUAUUUUUAUCGUUGUACCCUGUAAAAAAAGAUCUGUUAAUUAAGCGUUUCCUGUAUUUCUGAUUCAUGUUUUCGUAUUUGCAUUAUGGGGCCUUGAUCUCUGCUGCAUAAACUUUUGAUUGUGAAAAUUUACAGUUUAAAAAAGUAACUUUCAUUGAUAUUUUUAGCAAUUUGAAACAACCCAUAAACAAUAACUCAUAAAAUAAUUAUUACUGGCAGCUUCUUACCUGGUUUUUGUACUAUAAAUGACCAACCCAUACAAUAUAUCCUUUCAGACUACUUAAAAUGUCAAUAAAAGUCACUUUAUGAUCAACUUUUUAGCAUCAGAAGCUUUCAGAGUAGAAAUUAAGGCAUCAUAAUGCAAAUGCUCAAAGUGUAAAUAAUUCCUGAAUCACAAACUUCAAGAAACUAUUAAUCAAUGGAUAUUUCUUUACUGUUUAAUAAGUAAAUCUUUUUUUUUUCUUGAAUUUACCCCGAUUGGACAAGGGUUCUAAGUUUAUUAAUAUAAAUGUAAAAAUUACAUGCACUAUCAUUCAAAAACAUUAAAUAGUGAAAGUGAAAACAUUAAAUAAUCCAAUCUUUUGAACGAUAAUGUACAUUAAAGUACUAAUGUUAGUGCUUUAAAUAGAAGUGAAGCUAUAAGAUCAUGUCUUUGACUUAUCCCUUCAUAUGCAACAGUGAAUGGAAAGUGCAUUUACAGUAACUAUCUUACAGUAUUAGCCUAGCAGGCAGUCUAGAGAGCUUAAAACAUAGAUGGUCAUAAUUUGAGUUCAGCUAUUUGAUAGUUGCAUAUAUAUAAAUUUAUGUAUAAUAUACAAUUAUUAUAAAGUGAUUUAUUUUUGUUUGUUGUUGGCUGCCAUGUACACGGUGCUGCCUGCCUGCAUCUCCAAUUUGAUAAGGUUAAGUCAAAAUGAUUGUGUGCUAAUUAACAGCAUGUCAAAGAUGCGGUCUGUUGACAACAGUGAAGGGCUUUUCACACUGCAUUUAAAGGGAUAACUCGUCUAUAAAAGGAAAGAAUAUUUAAUCGCUAUUUACUCACCCUCAAGUGGUUCCAGUCCUCAUGAGAAGUUAUUUUGAAGAAUGGUGGAAACUGUAUCCAUUGAAAUGCGUAGUAGAAAAAAAAGAAUACUAUAGAAGUCAAUGGUUACCGGUUUUCAACAUUUAUCGAAAUAUCUUCUUUUGUGUUCAGCAGAAGAAAGAAACAGGUUUGUGACAAGUGAAGCAUUAGUAAAUAAUGACCUGUCCCUUUAACUCUGGGAUUUUGUCAUUCUAAAUAUUGACAGAAAAUGCAUCAAUUGAAGUAAAGAAGAGUCUGUUUCUUUCUUAUCCUCAUAGUCCACACAGUAAAAAAGUAUAAUUUGAGGUUGUGCAACGCUAGAACUUUCAUAUUAACAAGUCACAUGCUGCAGUAAUCCAAUCAGAAACACCUUAAAUAUGCAAAUAAGGCCGUUAAUCCAAGAUUUAGGAAUGCAAAGUGUCAAACCUACACAGUAUUCAUUGUGAAGUUCGAUAAGAUAAACAGAGUGGACUAUUUCUAGUGUGAAAAGCUCCUUUUUUUCAUUGAACUCUAGAUAAGUUUAUCUCCUCUUCGAUCGUGACUGUUGGUUGAUGAAAAGUGAGCGUAACCCCUCUGUGGCCUUCUGCAUGUUCUUGUCAAUCAGAUUCUUUUUAUCAUUAACUACCAAAGACCUCAGUUGUGUUUGUGUGUGAGGCACGUUUGAUCAUCUGAGUUUUACACUAUAUCAGUAUUUUGUUGCUCUCUUUUAUAAUUUAUUUGAUGAUUUAGGGUUUCUUAUUAAGGUUGGAAAACAUUGUUGAAGGUAUCGUUAACUGUUUUUGAUUUGUUUUAUGGCAGUAUAUUAGCUGUUGUUAAUGUUAUUAACAGCAAAAGUCAAUGGAAGAACUUACACCAUUCACAAAGUUGGGGUCAGUAACAUUUUUUUUUUUGCAUUUAGUUUAGUAUUUUUAUUCAGCAAGGAUGAAUCCAGAUGAAUAAAAGUAAAAAUAAAAACUUUUUUUAGGUACAUGCUGUACUUCUGAACUUUCCAUAAGAAUCCAGAAAAAUACAUCCCACUUUCCACAACAAAAUUGAAGCAGAAAUACUAUUUUCUAAUAAUUAAUUCAUUCAUUUUCCUUCAGCUUAGUCCCUUAUUAUCAGGGGUCGCUACAGUGAAAUGAACCGCCAACUAUUCCAGCUUAUGUUUUACGCAACGGAUGCCCUUCCAACCUCAACCUAAUACUGGGAAACACCCAUACACUCUCGCGUUCACACACUCAUACACCAAAGCUAAUGUAGUUUAUCCAUUUCACUUAUAGCGCAUGUCUUUAGACUGUGGGGGACACCAGAGCGCCCGGCGGAAACCCACGUCAACAUGGGGAGAACCAGCCUGAUCUCACGAGAAAAAGUCCGUAUUUUACGUUUUGUCAGUUCAGUGGCUAAUUCAUACGAAUUCGAACAAGUCCAGUCAUACGAUUUUAAAAAGGAGGCGUGGCAUCCAACCCCGCCCCUAAACCCAACCGUCGUUGGGUGAUUAGCAAAUCGUACUAAAUUGUACGAAUUAGAUCGUACGAAUUCAUACGAAUUAGCCACUAAAUCAAAAAGUUGCGAAUUGCCAUGAGAUUGCGUUGGGGAGAACAUGCAAGCUCCAAACAGAAAUGCCAACUAGUCCAGCAGGGAUUCGAACCAGAGACCUUCUUGCUGUAAGGGGGCAGAGCUAACCACUGAGCCACAGUGCCACCCUAUUUUCUAAUAAUACUACACUGUAAAACAAUUAUUGCUGUUUUAAAUUUGAGUUCAAAGUCAAAUGAACAUUUCAAGUCCAAAAUUAAACAAAAAGUGCUUCAGGGGUAGUUAAUGUGUUGGUGCUCUUUGGUUAAAGGAUUCGUAAAGAUAAACAACAAAAUCAUAAGUCCAAGGCACUCGAAAAGUAAGUGAAAAUUUUUUUAAAGCCUUUUUUUUUGCCUUUAAUAAUAAAGGCUUUUUCAUGUUUUCACUUACUUUUCGAGUGCCUUGGACUUAUAACUUUUCUAAUCAUCUCAACUUAUAUCAAUAAAACUGACUGAAAAUACUAAGUUUAACUUUUCAUAACUUAAACAAAUUUGUUGAAACCUAUUAAUUUAUUCAAAUGUCAACUAAUGCCUAGUGGUUAGUGCGUCGACACAUAGCACUGAGGUGCUCGUAGCGACCCGAGUGCAAUUCCCGGCUUGAGGUCUUUUGCCGAUCUUUCCCCUGUCUCUGCUACCCACACUUUCCUGUCUGCCAAUCUUCACUGUCCUAUCAAUAUCAAUAAAGGUAAUAAUAAAUAUUAUUAUAUAAAAUAAAAUUAAAAUUAACUAAUUAACUAAUACUAAAGUAAUUAGUUAAAGCAACAUUUAAACAUUCGAUGUUGUGACAUUUUGUCAAAUAUAUAGUUUAUUUACAGUGUAAUAAUGAGGACACAAUGUGGUUACAUUAUUAGAGGACACUAUUAAUGUUAAUUAUUAGAGAGCACUGAUAUUACUAACUCUAUUUUAAUAUAGUAAGAAAUGUUUCUUUAGCACCAAAUAAUUUCGAAUACUUAUUACCAAGGUUGCCUUGAAUAGCCAAUUCUACUGAUAUGGCAGAGAGGAAUUAAUUUAUUCAUUUUCUUUUCAGCUUAGUCCCUUUAUUAAUCAGGGGUCGCCACAGCGGAAUGAACCGCCAACUUAUUUCUUAUUAGCUUGGGGGAAACCGGAGCACCCAGAGGAAACCCACGACAACACGGGGAAAAACAUGCAAACUCCACACAGAAAUGCUAACUGACACAGCCGAGGCUCGAACCAUCGACCUUCUUGCUGUGAGGCGACAUCGCUACCCACCGAGCCACCGCGCCGCCCCUGCAGGGAGGAAUGAAUAAAUAAAAAAACAUAAAGAGUAUAUAAAAAUAUUUUAAAAUCCUAUAAAUACAUAAACAAACAAACACCAAAUCAUAUCAUUUCUGAAUAAUCUUGCAGUGAGGACUGCAGUAGUAAUGAUGCUGAAAAUUUAUUUUAGGAUUACAGAAAUCAAUUGCAUUUUAACAUGUAUUAAAAUACAGAACAAUACGUUUAAAUUGUAAUAAUAUGUCACAAUAUAAUACAUUUUUAUUGAAUUUUACCAAUUAAAUUGAAGCUUCCUAAAAAAAUCUUACUGACCCCAAACAGCUUAUUAAUGUUUUAUUAGCAGCCAGUCACCAUACAUAAUUACAAUCAAAUCAUGAUUACAUUAUUUAUUAUGAUAGUAAAAAAAGCUCGUUUUACAGGCCUAAUUGGAUGACUGUUCUAUAAUGACAUCUUCUAUCGGACAGUUAUACAAUUAUGUUUUUCAUAUAGAAGUAAUAGAACCGUUUCAGUUAUGACUUAAUCUGGAAAACAUAAAGGAAAGAGUUAAUGUGAGAUGGUAUGUUGGUGUUGUGAUCUGACUGUUAGUUUGGUGUCAGCAGAGGAUUUUCUGCAUGAAGCCUCAGGACAACUAAAGCACACAGUAUAAAGCCAAUAUCAGCAGCAUAAUGUUGUAUGAAGUGUUGAUUUCAAUGUGUCGAUGUGCUGAGCUGGACAUUCAGCAGUACAUUCUCUCUCUCUCUGUCAAGUGUUUUAUUGCCAAGGCUUUUUUUUAUUUUAGGUACUGUUGUGACUUGGUAUCAAUAAAGAAAUUCUCAGAUUGUUCCAUA
This is a messenger RNA of Danio aesculapii, 6555 nucleotides long. RefSeq names its product prune exopolyphosphatase (gene prune1). NCBI's taxonomy places the organism in Eukaryota, Metazoa, Chordata, Actinopteri, Cypriniformes, Danionidae. The record is from RefSeq and is a predicted model, not a curated record. Gene Ontology annotation, cellular component: cytoplasm. The transcript is spliced from 8 exons. Gene Ontology annotation, molecular function: exopolyphosphatase activity. The coding region runs from base 148 to 1491 and encodes 447 amino acids.